This is a messenger RNA of Trypanosoma theileri, 2436 nucleotides long. RefSeq lists its product as uncharacterized. NCBI's taxonomy places the organism in Eukaryota, Euglenozoa, Kinetoplastea, Trypanosomatida, Trypanosomatidae. The record is from RefSeq and is a predicted model, not a curated record. The transcript has a single exon. Gene Ontology annotation, molecular function: protein binding. Bases 1 to 2436 code for a protein of 811 amino acids.
AUGGAUGCUCCUACUGUGGAUUAUUCUCCUGUUUGGGAAGAUGCUGUCGUUUGCAUUGCCCCGGUAGAGCUUAUGGAUACCAGGGAAUUAGCUCUCUUGGCGGUGCAUCCCGACGGCUGUGUUACGGCGUGGUCAGCACAAGAUCCAAGUGUUCUUCUUAUGCGUAAACGACAAAUAAACGCCAUGUGUGUUGCGAGCGCCAUUGAUGUGGUGCCACAUAGUUCCCUGGUUUGGUUUGGUGGGGUAAAUGGUGUAGAAUGCUACCGGGCUCAUCGUAGGGAUGGACAACAUGUACAUUUACAAUUUCUUUAUCACUUAUCACUAGAAGGAAUCACAGGCAUACAGGAAUUGCAAACCGAUGGAGAUUCUCUUAUUGCCAUGACGAAUAGUGCCCCACCACAAGUAAUUUUAUGGGCUUCAAUUGGUCGUAUAAGUAAAGCUGAAAAUAUCGUAGAUCAGGUAGAAAAGUGUAUACCGAGAUAUGUUUGCGGUCAUAACACAACUAUGUUUCUUUCUCCAUAUGAUGAAAUUUCUUCUUUUCUUAUUCAUGAUUCAACUAUUUGGCUUGGAUAUUCAACUGGUGUUCUUCUGAUACUAGAUGUAAAAGAUACUAAAUGGGAUGCAAAGACGUCAUGUAUUCUUCGUACAGCAGGUUCUUGUGCUGUAACAGUUUUAACACUUUUUAAAUAUUCACUACAAGCAUCAUUUGUGGUGAGUGGAUUGGAAAAUGGGGAUAUCAUUCUAUGGACAGUGAAAGGAGCUAUACAUAUUGCUCAAUACUUUGAACAUACUGCUGCAAUAUGUGCUAUAACCAGGGUUCCUUGGAUAAAUGGUUUAUGUACUUUGAGUUCUUCACGUGAAAUAUUUUUUUGGAAAUGGCAAUAUGAAUCUGAUUCCUUAGUUAUUGUUGAGCGAGGUGUGCUUGAUGAUGAUAUUGGUGAAAGGAUCCCACAUUCUGUAUGUGCAGUUCGUAAUACUGAAAUUCUUGCUUGUGGUGCAGAUACAUCUCAUAUUUUACAUUGGAAGAGAGCUGUAAAAUCCUCUGCAGUUCUGAAUAUACCCGAAACACUACCAUCUACUGUAGUGAAUGACACAGAAAUAUUCUCACAGCAACUACAAGAACUACGUAAUGAGUGUCGUCAGUGGCAAAAUUUGUAUGCGGCUAGUGAGAUGGAACGUCAGUCGGCUGAGCAUACUGCCUCUACAAGUCAGGCAGACGCUGCGGAAUUAAGGCGACAAAUCAUAAAUCUUGAGGAAAAGGUUUCCAAGUGGUAUACAGAGUCCUCUGAAGAUGUGAAAUGGCAGCAAGAGGCAAUGGAGAAGGAUUUUCAAAUUGAAUACUUAUCAACACAGUUAAAGGCUGCGCAUACUGAGCGUGAUCAAAUGCUAAAGAGUAUGCUUGAACUGGAAAAAGAAAGAAAUUAUAUUAGAAAAAUACAAGAAAAAGAAAAAGAAGCAAAAAAAGGACUUAUUUCACCAACAAGAGAAAGAUGGUUACCAGAGGAAAAGAAGAAGGAGGAGGAGGGGUAUGGGAUUGCGUUAAAGCUGAAAUCAAUGGAUCAAGGAGAGUCUCGGUAUGUUAAAAGAGUUCCUGAAGUAGAUAAAGGAGUUAAUACUAGUGGUAUUGAAAACGUAAAUGAUACUCAUAUUUUUCUGCGGUUAGAGAAAGGAGUUCAAGUUUCAUCAAACCUCUUAAAUCCAUAUGGUGGAAAGAUAAAGGCAGAGGAAGAGGAGGAGGAUGAGGAUGAUGAUGAAAAAAUAGAGAAAAAGAGGAAAAGAAAAAAUAAAGAAAAAAAGAAUGAUAACAUAAAAGCUAUGAAUUCAGCAAUUGUAUGUUCUAAUAUUACGAAUAACAAGUCAAGAAGUCAUUUUGUACAUGGAUGUAUUGAAUCCUCUACAUUUUCUGAACCAUUAUUGAAAGCCUUUAUGGGGGAAGCAACUCCUCAGUCGAGUGCUUCUUCCACUUCUUCCGCUUUGCCCGCACAUUAUCAUACUGAACAUCAUAAACACCAAAAUCAGUGUAUGAGGAUGGAUCAUGAUAUUGUAAGCAAACCAAUGGUAAAACAUUCCCACGAAGGUGAUCGGAAUGAUAUAGCUAAACUCUUAAAAAGAGAAGAAUUAGUGCCAUUCGGUAUGACUAAGACCUUGCAGGUACAGCUUGCGCUUAUGGAAUCAUUACUUCAGAAACACCGUAUGGCAUCUAUUUCAUCAAAUUAUCUUCCUAUUUACUCUACUAAUAUUUUAACGGAUGUCUAUUUCAUGACGCGAGAUAUCUUAGGUACGGAUGAGGCAUCAGCGAUCACUCAAGAAGCCUUAGAAGGAUGGCCUUUGAUCAAUGAACGUGAAGUUGUUUGUAAAUUAUUUUACACUAUCUGUUGCAGAUACCGAACUAUGUUCUUUCAAUCAUCUUCUCAUCUAGAGAAGCACAGUACCUGA